Entamoeba dispar SAW760 is the source of this 432-nucleotide messenger RNA. RefSeq lists its product as uncharacterized. The transcript has 2 exons. The record is from RefSeq and is a predicted model, not a curated record. NCBI's taxonomy places the organism in Eukaryota, Evosea, Mastigamoebida, Endamoebidae. Bases 1 to 432 code for a protein of 143 amino acids.
AUGGAACAUACAACAACAUCAACCAACAUCAAUAAUAAAUCAAUAAUGAAAUUAGGAUAUAAUGAAAUAAUGAUAACAUCAAUGUAUUUUAAUGAUAUUAAUGAUUUUAUUAAUUUAGAAAUAGGAGUUAAAAGGUUUCAAGGAAAUAUUGAACGAUUUCAUUUUAAUCCAAUUCCAUUAGAUAAGUAUUCAAGAAAAUUGUUUCCUAAUAUUGAAACAUUUCAUAUUUAUAAUAAAGAUGAUGAAUUAUUUAAUGAUGGAAGAAUAUUUAAACAAGUAAUAUGGUAUGAUAUUAGAUGUUCAUCAUUAACAUCAAUUAAUAUACCUUCAUCAUUUACAUCAUUUGGAAUUGGUUGUUUUUAUAAAUGUAGAUGUGUUGAAGAAUUAAAACAAAAUAAAACAAUACCAAUAGAGUGUUUUAAUGAAGAUUAG